This is a messenger RNA of Kuraishia capsulata CBS 1993, 1878 nucleotides long. RefSeq lists its product as uncharacterized. The record is from RefSeq and is a predicted model, not a curated record. Lineage: Eukaryota; Fungi; Ascomycota; Pichiomycetes; Pichiales; Pichiaceae. Gene Ontology annotation, molecular function: protein phosphatase regulator activity. Gene Ontology annotation, biological process: protein dephosphorylation. Gene Ontology annotation, cellular component: protein phosphatase type 2A complex; cytoplasm. The transcript has a single exon. The coding region runs from base 1 to 1878 and encodes 625 amino acids.
AUGGAAACAGCAGAAGCCACAAGUGUCCAUACGGGCGCAAGUUCGGAUGAUUUGUAUCCAAUUGCCCUGCUGAUGGACGAGCUGAGACACGAUGACGUUGCCAGCAGAGUUCAGGCCAUGAAGAGACUGGACACGAUUGCAAUUGCGCUUGGGCCUGAGCGUACGCGCAAAGAACUGAUUACAUUUUUGGAGGAUGUUAUCCCCGAAGAUGAGGACGAGGUUGUGGCAAUCACCGCUGAGGAGCUCAGUAAGUUUGUUCCGUAUGUCGGGGGACCUGAGUUUGCGCCUCUUUUACUGCCUGUUCUCGAAAGAAUUGCCUCAUGUGAGGAGCCAAUUGUGAGAGAGAAAGCGGUUGAUGCUCUCAAUGAAAUCAGUACCUCAAUGUCUGAAGCGCAGAUCGAAAGUGACUUCAUCCCGCUUAUUCAGAGACUAGCCAAGGAAAGGUGGUUCUCGUUGCACGUAGCUGCCACUGGCUUGUUCAAGAGCAUAAUCAUCAGAGUUUUGCCAGAAUUACGCAAGGAACUGCUUGAUCUUUACUAUGAGCUCAUCCAGGAUGAUUCGCCUAUGGUUAGAAAGGCCGCUGCCACACACCUUCCCGAGAUUACUGACAUACUGACAGAAAACUUUGGCUACCCGGGAAAGAGCGACGACUUUCACUGGGACCUUGUGACUUCUAUGUUCCAGUUUUUGGUUGGCGACUCCCAGGACUCUGUCAAGUUCCUGUCCGUGGAUGUAUUGAUAUCCAUUCUCAAGUUUGAGAGACAAAUACAGGACAAGUCCCAUCUCGAGGAGCUUUUCAGAAGUUUGGUGCUUCUUAUUGAAGAUCCGAGCUGGAGAGUCCGUUACAUGGUUGCUGACAGGUUUGAGCAACUUGCCGCGAAUUUCGAUGAUGAUAAAUACACACUCAACCUUGUUCCAAGAAUCCUAGAUCUGAUGAAGGAUGGAGAGGCCGAGGUUAAGAAGGCCAUCUCGAAACAACUACCCGGAUUUGCAGUCUUGGCAGAUAAGGCAGACUCUUCGGUCGUUUUGGAGCAGAUUGUUCCAUGUGUUGCUAUUCUUAGUAAUGACGAAUCAGAGGUUGUAAGGAGCGCACUGGCAAGCGAGAUCACUGGUCUUGCUCCAAUACUUGGCAAGGAGUCUACUAUCAAACACUUGCUUCCCGUUCUGGUGAGUAUGCUGAAGGAUGAGUUCUCAGAGGUGCGUUUGAACAUCAUAUCCAAUUUGCAAGUUGUGAACGAAGUGAUUGGAAUCCAGUUGCUAUCGGAAUCACUUCUUCCAGCUAUCACCGGAUUGGCCAACGACAAACUGUGGCGCGUGAGAUUGGCUAUCAUCCAGCAGAUCCCACUGCUUGCCGAGCAAUUGGGAGUUGCAUUUUUCGACCAGGCCUUGGGUCAGCUCUGUAUGGAGUGGCUCUGGGAUUCGGUUUAUUCCAUCAGAGAGGCUGCAGUCGCCAACUUGCAGAAACUUACCAAGAUUUUUGGCGAAGAAUGGGCUCGUUCCGAGUUGAUCAGAAGAAUUUUGGAGAAGGAAGGGGAGGACUUCGAUAACUUCACUUGCAGAAUUACAUGUUUGUUUGCGGUGAAGUCGCUUGUGCCUGUUGUCAACAACUCCAUCAUAGCCAAUGAUAUCUUGCCAUUCAUCGAGAAGCUCGAAAGAGACGCAGUUCCCAAUAUCAGAUUCAACGUCGCAAAAGCUCUGUUGGUUGUGUCCAAGUCCCUCCUGGUACCCGGUUCUGACUCCGGUGCUUACGUGGAUAUCGUGAGAUCCAAGAUCGUUCCUUCGCUUGAAGAGUUGAAGAAUGACGAGGAUGUUGAUGUGAGGUACUUUGCAGAACAGAGUUUGACUAGCGUGAAGGCCGAUCUCGAGGGUCUUAGCUGA